Messenger RNA from Bombus terrestris (buff-tailed bumblebee), 1303 nucleotides. RefSeq lists its product as uncharacterized. The transcript is spliced from 2 exons. NCBI's taxonomy places the organism in Eukaryota, Metazoa, Arthropoda, Insecta, Hymenoptera, Apidae. The record is from RefSeq and is a predicted model, not a curated record. The coding region runs from base 414 to 1070 and encodes 218 amino acids.
UAAUUUGUCAAAUUUAACGUAUAAAAGAUAAAGACAACGUAAACACAGGAAUACCGUUCCGCGUCCUUCCAAGAAAUGUUGUUACAUUGUGUUCUUUUCCUCGUUUAACAGUUUAGUAUGAAAUUAACACUUAAAAGUAAAAUACGAGAUCCAGAUGAGAGCAAUCGGUUUGAUGUACUAUUACAUCUUGAGCUGAAUUUAUAUUGGCCCAGUAGCAUUCCAGUUCAGUAAUCCAAAUUCAUUUGUUUUCAUUCCAGUACAGUGCCGUAAUUCCAGUAAGCAACCCGGCACAACGACUGGUUCUAAAGUUUACUUUCGGCAUUCCAGCGUUACCGAAAUCGUUUAGACAGUUCAAUAUCCAUUGCUGGUUAGAGCAUAGUACAGUGUACAUCAGUUUGUGUUUUUAAUUAAAAAUGGCGAAAAAAUUAAACAAAAAUCAAACUUCUAAGUUCGUUACUCUGUACAGAGAGCAUGAGUGCUUGUGGGACAUCGCGUCUAAAGAUUAUAAAAAUAAGGCUAUGCGUGAAUCUGCCUUGAAAAAGAUUUGCGAAGAUAUGCAAAUGGAAGGUUUUGGCGUGGAAGAUGUUAAAAAUAAAAUAAAGUCUAUUCGAUCUACUUAUUACUUAGAAUUAGACAAGAUUAAAAGGUCAACUACAUCUGGUGCUAGUGGCAAUGUAUAUGAACCUAAAAUGAAAUGGUUUACAGAGCUGGAUUCUUUUAUAAAAAAUGUGGUGGUCAAAAGAAAAACGCCCGACAAUAAUGACAGUACCCAGUCUGAAUCGGAAAAUAAUGUUACUGCAGCCCCUACUAUAUGUUCUGAAAUAGAAUCAUCUAAAACGAAAUCAAAAAAGAAUAAAAUGUCACGGCUGUCUUCAAUAGUUAGUAGCGCGAAAUUGCUACAAAAUGACAUAUGCAGAGUAGAAGAAGAAGAUGAAUUCGAUGUCUUCGGAAAGCACGUCGCAAAACAAUUACGAAAACUUUCAACUGAACAAGGUAUCGUAGCUCAAGAAGAAAUUCAAAGCGUGAUAACGAAAUAUCGAUUAAAUGAUCUGCGUUAUUUCAAUGAUUAAUAAUAAUCAGAUUAAACUAACUUAAUUUAAUGCUCUAUAUAUUUCGCGCCAGACCACUGGUACAAAUUUUUAUGUAGAGGAUUUAGAUAUCCGGAAGAAAUGACUGAGGUUUUUAUAAUUACUUCCAACGGUCAGGGAAGAUAGUGUGACUUCUAAUAUUAAUUUUGUUAAUCACUUUGUGCUGUUACGUUAAAUGUUACUUGAGAUUAAGGAUAAUAAUUCUUCAAACUUUA